This is a messenger RNA of Penicillium manginii, 1197 nucleotides long. RefSeq lists its product as uncharacterized. The record is from RefSeq and is a predicted model, not a curated record. The transcript has 4 exons. Bases 1 to 1197 code for a protein of 398 amino acids. NCBI's taxonomy places the organism in Eukaryota, Fungi, Ascomycota, Eurotiomycetes, Eurotiales, Aspergillaceae.
AUGAGUUCCCAAACCUCGUGGUACCCUAUUAUCCCUGGUGGGAAGAUGAAGCUACUACAGUUCUCUGGGCAUUCAAAGACCUCGAAAUCCGUCGAGUUAUUCGCUACGGGCUAUUUCGUGAUGAAAAUUUACCACGAAGUUCCCUCUUAUGCCCCGGUCCCUUGGUCUUGGAUACCUCAAGCUCUAGUGGAUGCGCUCGACCUGCAGUCUAUCGCUCAGGCUAUUGAGGCCGAGAGCUAUUUCCAGCUCAGUAGGGUCACUUUUGAAGACAUUGUGCGAGCCUCGCUGGGAUACACGGCGACUUCUGUCGAGUGGUUCCUUAUGCAACACACAGCCUUGUAUAUGCACCUAUUAGAUUUUCUUCGGAUGUUUCCUAGUGGUAUUUCUACCUACUUGGAAGUAGAAAAGCAUCUACGGAGAAAGAGCCCCUUCGCCUACCGAGCGAUAGCACAAUAUUUAUACGCAUUACAAGCCAAUUUUACUCCAGAUCUGUCUGAGAAACCUAUGCGUAGUUUUGAAUUUGUUGCCAGCCCGAUCCAGUACUUCUUUCAAGACCGACCGGAGAGUCUUCCCGACAUGCUCAAGAUCUGCAAUCUUUUAGCUGUUAGGUUCCGCCGCCAGUACAUCAAUAUCUCAAAGGUGCCUUGGGACAGAAAGCUCGAUGUUUCGUAUGCCUUCUUUGAAGAUUGUCUUGGAUCAUCUUCGCCACCUGACUUGGCUCGCACCCUCACUGCUCUCGACAAGAGUAACUUCGCCCAUCUGACCCGAUCAAGUAUCACUGCACAUGAUGGGAUUACAAAGGGUCUCUUGGCCAAAUGGGAAGAUCUAGCCUUGUCAGUAUGGGAAUGCUGUUCCGCAAUCCCAGAUUUGACCCUUUACCUUCGAGACUGCGCACAGAACCUCUUACAGCGACGAAAUUACCACUCUUCAACGGCAAUACUGCAUGGUCUCCACAAACAUAAUAUAUCGACUACACAGCUCCGCGAUCUCAAGAGUACAGCUGGCGAAAUGGUCGUUCUAGUCCCUCUUGUUCCACCAGACAUGAUGUUUCUCUACGAUGCGACACAAAACUAUGCCGUAUACCUUCAAUACUACGGAUAUUACCCGGGAAUCCCAUUCUUACUCCCGUAUCUUCGCGAAGUACAGCAAAAAGGAGAACUGGCUCUUCAACCUGUCUUGAACUUUCUGCGGGCAUAA